This is a messenger RNA of Gossypium arboreum, 801 nucleotides long. RefSeq lists its product as uncharacterized. Bases 70 to 678 code for a protein of 202 amino acids. NCBI's taxonomy places the organism in Eukaryota, Viridiplantae, Streptophyta, Magnoliopsida, Malvales, Malvaceae. The transcript has a single exon. The record is from RefSeq and is a predicted model, not a curated record.
AGGUCCCCCAGAUUGUUAUUAUUACAAAUCGCAUGAACAAACUGAAACACAACUAGAAAAUCUUCAGACAUGAACCAGUUGUUGGAUUCUCAUCUCGAAGCUUUAGCUUUUAACUAUGUAAGCUUUGGGAUUUUCACUAUUGUUAAUAAUCUAUGGACGUGGGUCGCUGUUAUCACUGCUGCGGUUAGUUUUUGGAGGAUUAGAGCCGCCGGCGCCGCUACCUCAUCAUGUUCCGUUAAAGGUCGUGAACAAAGACCUUCGACAUCCAUCGAUGCUCGACGACCAAUUCCCGAAGUUGAAGAAAAGCACCCGACGGCUUCAACUUCGGUUUCAGAUCCAGCCUCCGUUACGGAAACGAGUGUUUCGCCUUUAGUUUUCAAUGAUGGGGUGACGAAAGGAGGGAAGUCAAUGUUGACUGUUUAUUACGAGGAUGAUAUCGGAGGGGAGAAUGACGGUGACGUCGAUGGUGAAACGACGGGGAAGGAAUGGUGUGACGGUGGUGGGUAUUGCAAGGAAGGGGAGUGGUGGGAGAGUUGGGAAAGAGUGUUGAGGUUGAGGAAAGGGGAGAUGGGGUGGUACCGUUAUCAGGAUUUGUCGGCGAUAAACGGCAACGUUGUUAGGUUAUGGGAUGAAUCGUGUAGGAGAGGAAGGUACAGCUCAAGCUGUUCUGUAUGGUAGUUGAUGUUUUUUAAUUUAGAAUUAAGUUUUAGUUUGGUAAUAAUGGUUUUUUUCUUCAAGUAUUGUCUUAAUGACUUGCUUUUAUGGCUGUGCAAAUGUAAAUAUAUUUAUUGGUGGAAACAA